AUGGGUGAUUUUGAUAUGAAGUUUAUAUGGAUUUUAUUAUUGAUUAGUUGUACAGGGUCUAUGGCCGUCGUGAAUAAACACCGGAUCCCUUGGCUUAAAAUUAGAUUCCAUAAUAAUGAACCUUUUGAAAAUUUUGCAAGUCGAUAUACGAACAUUUUAUCAGAACGAAGCCAGCUCCAGCCACCAGAAAAUGGUGACCCCUGCGACAGUAUCAUCCCGCCACGACCAAGGUGGAAUUUUGGUCAACGCAUCAGUGAUAAAAGAUGUACAGAAUACAUGAGUGAUAUGAUGUACCGAAAUACGCUAAAAGACAGGGAAGAGAAGUGUCAGCAAAAACAAGGCAAGGAACCUGGUCAAACAUACAUACGAUUAUUAUACAAACAUUCAACCAAAGAAGGAGAAUAUCCACACAUGGCAGCUAUUGGUUGGAGACGGAGGCUACGGAACAGCUGGGCAUUUCUCUGCGGAGGCAGUCUCAUAAGCCCGAACUUCGUCCUGACAGCAGCCCACUGUGGCUCACAAUCCACCGCAGUAGUAACUAGUAAAUACUUGAGGAAAGCACAACCAGACAUCGUCCGUUUGGGAUCUAGGUAUAUCAAGACACGCCGUAAUCCAGAAUCUGAUGUAAAAAUCAAACAGUUCAUACAACAUCCAUAUUGGUAUCCACCUAAACAUUAUUACGACAUUGCGCUGGUGGAGUUGGCCGAAUCAGUGUCGUUUUCAAAAACUGUCCAACCAGCGUGUCUGCCAGGAUCAUUUGCAUCGAAAUAUGAUGCUUAUAUUACUGGUUGGGGAGCUACAGAUGUAACAGCUAAAAAACUAUCACCAGUACUUCAAGCAGCGGAGGUCGACAUUAUAGAUUCAAGUGAAUGCAACACACUGUUGACUCCAUUUUCAAAUAGAAAUUGGUGGGGUGUGAUGGACCACCAGUUAUGCGCAGGGAAACUCGAAGGUGGCGUUGAUACUUGCCAAGGAGACUCUGGUGGACCUCUACAACUCAAGCUUCAAGAGACGAAGCAUGAAGGAAGUAUGCACAUGGUGAUUGGAGUAACAUCAUUCGGGUUUAAAUGUGGACUCAAAGAUAAGCCCGGAAUAUACACAAGGGUUUCUAGCUUUAUGGAUUGGAUAGAAAGUAUAGUUUGGCCACAAUAA
Pieris macdunnoughi is the source of this 1152-nucleotide messenger RNA. The record is from the annotation of a GenBank genome assembly. NCBI's taxonomy places the organism in Eukaryota, Metazoa, Arthropoda, Insecta, Lepidoptera, Pieridae.